AUGGCGAGACUCACGGGGUCCUGGAAGACCCUGUUGCCCCUUGCGCUUCUGGGAGGACAGGGUUUUGCGCAAUCAUGUCUUGAUGCCAUCAACGACGGCCAGGUCGACGCCUGUGUAUGCAACGAGCUCGAAUACGUCGUCAGCUACGUCGCCUACGUGGCGCUCUCGACAUCGCUUACAUCCAACUGCGAAGCGCUACCGACUUCGACACUGAAGAUAUCCACAUCUUCAUACACUUCAGUAUCGGAUCCCUCAGGGAACUCAUCAUCGGACGCAUAUGGGAAUGGAGGGACUUAUACGGAUAGGGGCAGCUUCGCUCAGGCGACUGCUGGGGGCAAUUUCCUGCCCAGGAGACAACUUCCGUCUGGCGCGUCGUCUUUCGAUUUCCGACUACCGUACUACACGAUAACGAGGUCCGGAACAGCUUCGGCAACCCCGAUUACGGUGUCGAGCUUCAACAACUUCACGAGCCUUUUCACAUCAAACCCUAUCUCGACGGCCCAGACUCUGGUAGUAUCGACGCCAACCGCAGCCGCCUCCGAUGACCGAUCACUCGCCCGCGGCACAAUCUGGGUUGCCAUUCCGGAUGGCAGGAUUGACUAUCCACCUCCUGUAACAUCGACGGUGUACUGGAGUGGGAAUGGCUCGCUUUCUGCUCCGUCAACGAUCUCGACAAUCCCGCCAAAGGCCGAGACUUAUAUCGUUGCCAUUAACAGACCGGCCGACGCCUCUGCACAGAGCGACGUCCCUGCACAAAGUGACACCCCGUCGCAGAGUGAUCCUCUCCCGCAAAGCAAUGUUCCACAGAGCAAUGCUCCCGCGCAGAGCAAUGCCCCUCAGAGCAAUGUCCCGCAGACUGAUGCUCCCGCGCAGAGCAAUGCUCCCACGCCUAGUGACGUUACCUUCCCGCAGAGCUACGAUCCUGCGCAGAGCGACAGCCCCUUACCGCAGAGCAAUGCGCCCGCGCCGACCGACCCGAGACCUUUCGUCACAUCGGUUGUUCAGUACUCCGGCUCUGCCUCAGUCAACGGCCCGACGACAGUUAGCAUCAUUUCCCCGGACGGUGAUCAGGCUGGAACAGUUGUGGUGGCAGUGCCCCCGAUUGCUUCCGCCGGAGGAGGCUCACCUCCUUCAUUCAUCACGUCCGUGGUGCCGAACCAGUCGCCGUCUGAACCUGGCCCGGGAGGAGAUGGCGUCAGUCAGCCCCUUUUCAACAUUGGAACCGAGGGUUUGGUGGCUUCUCAGGUCACAACUGAGAUUGAGUAUACAGACUCCUUGGCUGCGACCGUGACCGUGACUAGGACGCUUGAUGCGUUUGUUGCGACUCCCAGCGGAACCCAGCCUGGUACAGUCUUUGUCAUUCAAGCGCCCUCAAACGCUGCCAACCCAGGUGCGGGAAGCACAGCGGGCACUGGUCCUGAUGGUCAGCCCCUUGAAGCCUCUUUUGCACCUGGUUCAGGAGCAACGGCGAACCCGAACCCAGGAAGCCCUGCUGCUAGCAACGAUCCUGUACGCGGGCCUGAUGGAACUGGUGCGCCGGGCCCGAACGCGACCGGAGGCAGCGGAGCGGGUCAGAACCCCGGACAAUCUGGAUUGCCGCCAUCCGGCCCCCAAGCUUCCCCCGCGGCUACGCCCGGCGGAUCAUCUCCGGGAGGCCCUGGUGAUGUGGUUCAACCCGGUCUCUAUGUGACCUCUGAGAUCCAGUACACGGGAACUCUUCAACUCCCAGGACGUGUGACAAUCUCUUCGAUUGCCCCGCAAGGCACAGCUCUGGGUACGAUCAUCGUCGCUGUUCCUCCCGGCCAGGCUUCAGCCGGUGGCUCUGCCGGUCCUUCGAAUGGUGCUCUCCCGAACAACCAGUCACCGGCUGGUCAGCCAAACAACGCAGACCCAACAGCCUUCUUCAACACUUUGGCAGCACCUGGCGCGACAGCUGCUACUGGAGCUGGAAAUGCUGGUUCGGGAGCAUCAGCUCCUGUCAACGGCGGAACUCCUGGUGCUCCAGCAGCAACCGAACCUGCAACUGGACAGCCGCUGACAAACCCCGAUGUCUUGUCCGCGGCAGCCUACAUCACAUCAACCGUCACUUCCCCUGGUCUUAGUGUUCCGAGAACUACCAUCGCGACUAUUGCGCCUCAGGACUCCCGACCGGGAGUGUUCGUUGUUGCGGUCCCGAAUAACCCAGUCAGCUCUGGAGGCUCAGUCGUACCCCAGUCUAAUGCCCCUGGUGCGCAAGCCCCUGGACAAACUGUUCUGCCUCAGACCAUUCAGCCCCAAGGGGCUGCCUCAUCAGCUGGAGCUCAGUCGAACGUUCCCGGGGCUCAGUCCAACGUUCCUGGGGCCCAAUCCAAUGUUCCUGGAGCCCAGUCUAAUGUUCCCGGUACACAAGCUCCUGGAGUAACCGUUCAGCCUCAAAGCAUUCAGCCUCAAGGAGCUGCUUCUUCAGCUGCGCAGGGCAGUGGACCAGGACAAGCUGCGUCUCAGGGCGGUGUCAAUCCCGGUGCGACAGCAGCGACUCCGGGUGCCAACACCGUCCCGGGAGCCGGAGAUCCCUUGGCUCAGGGAAUUGUUACUGUCACCUCGACUGUCUUGUUUACGGGGCCGGGUCAGAUUACUGCCCCGACAGCAAUCUCUACGAUUCCAGCCAACGGUAAUAGCCCGCCGACUGUUAUUCAGGCAAUUCCUGAUCUCUUCGUAACUGUCACCAUCACCGUUACUGCAGCGGACCCGACUCUUCAGCCGACGGCUUUCUCUACGGUGCAACCAACAGGAAACACUCCGGGUACAGUCCUCGUAGCAGCGCCCGCCUCAUUUGUCACAUCACGAGUGCUCUUCACCGGCCCUGGUUCGAUCUCAGCGGCCACCCCGAUUUCGACGAUCUUGCCUCAAGGGACUACGCCAGGAACAAUCAUCUUGGCGCAACCCUUCGUGAGCGUCACAUCAACCAGGCCUGGCAGCACUGCUGGAACCGGACCAGCGGGCACGGUAACAGUCGUGACUACGAUCUUCCCGUCCAACGGCCCUGCAACGGUCGUCUUUGCUGGGCCCGAUCCGACGGCUCCCCUCUUCGGCUCCUUCGUGACAUCUGUUGCGAGUGCCGCGAGCAACAUUGCGCCUUCCGCUCUUGUUCCGGUGUCUACUGUCUUGCCACAAGGUUCAGUUCCCGGAACGAUCGUGUUGGGACAAUCCGCCGCGCAGACACAGCCUGCUCCAGCUAGCAGCGGAGGCGCAUCGCCUGCUAACACCCCAGCAGGUGCAGGAACCUCACCAACGGCGUUGGCCAACUCCAUCGCUAAUGGUCAGUCCUCGCCUGCUGCUGGUGUUUCUCAAGCGGUGUCGUCGCCUGCUGGCGCUGCGACAUCGCCACCGGCUUUGGCCAAUUCCAUUGCUAGUGGCCAGUCCUCGCCUGCCGCUGCUGCUUCGCAAGCUGUGCCAUCAUCAUCUGCUCCGGGUAUCCCGUUCACGGGGGCACAAGCUGCCUCACCGGGGGCCUCUGCCGCAAGCUCGCAAGUGCCUUUGGACAACUCUCUCGGAAUAACUGGACCGACAACUCUUGCCACUGCUAACGUGGACCCCAACGAUCCUAACGGUACUCGAGGUGGUAGAGGUCUCGUGACUCGUCUUAUCACCUCGGCUGGUGUCACUGGAUCCACGACUGUGUCUACCAUUGUUCCCACGGACCCGCUGCUGGCAAUCACAGUUGUGGUCAUUGUACCGGCGCUUCAGCAACCUGCAACAACUACUCCCGCUACUUCCAUUGAUCCCAACGAUCCUAACGGAACUCGUGGCGGUCGAGGUAUCACAACUCGCUUCAUUACCUCUUCAGGGGUCACCGGAACAACGACUGUCUCUACCAUCACUCCGUCGGAUCCGCUCCUGCAAAUCACGGUUGUGGUUAUUGUGCCAGCACUUCUGCAACCUGCGGCAACUACCCCGGCCAUUUCGUCCGCCGACACAGGUGUACAGGGGGCCUCGCAGACAUCUCCUGCUCCGGCCCAGUCGGCUACAUCGGUCCCAGCAGCUGUAUCAUCCUUGCUCGUGGACCCGGCGAUUCUAUCUUCAGCUAGCUCUGUCCUAGGUCAAUCGUUUGUUCCUACUCCGUCGAACUCGUCAUUGCCUCAGUCUUCUGCCGUGCCAUCUCCUGCGGCUCAGAGUUCCUCGGCUGGCCAGUCCAAUGUGCAGCAGCCAUCAAACACUCCCGCGGCUAGCUUGAGCGCUUCUCAACCCAUUUCAUCCCCUGUGGGAGGCACUCAAAUUGGCUCGUCUAACGCUGCGAGCAUCGCUCCUUCAAGCGAUCCUGCUCUUGGACAGUCCUUUGUAAGCUCGGCUGGAGUUGGAACUUCGUCAGUUGACCCAGCCGCUUCAUCGUCCGCAUCUGGGGGACCAGGAACCUUUGUUGCUAGCACCUCAGGUCCCAGCGGUGUUGUUUCUGCUACGCCAGGCGUUUCUCAAUCCGCAUCUGUUGACCCGCAAUCACUGGCAUCCUCGUCAGGAGCACAAGCCUCCGGAGGGCCUUCGUCAAGCGUUUUCUCGUCAGGGGCUAUUGGCUCUGUUUCGUUUUCGGGCUCUCCCCAAACCUCGACAGCAGCUCCUAUCGUCUCCUCGUCAACAUUCCUGACUACUUCAGGCGGCUCAACCUUCCUGACUACAGUGGUCCAGACUUCGAGUGAGAUUCCGGAAAGCCAAGCAUUCCAGUCAAGCGGCACUGCGGCGUCUAGCGCAAGUGAUCCCGCCUCUGGGUCGCAGUCUGCUACUGCGAGCAUCUCAGUCUCACAGUCUGAGCUCGCUUCGUCCUCCGGUACUGCCCAAGCAUCUUCGAGCAUUGGUUCCAUCUCUUCGGACCCGGCCGUCUCCAGUCAAUCUGCGGCAGAAAACCUGAGCUCCUCCGUGUCGAUCUCAGACUUUGAUAUCUUCAGCUCGUCCUCAGCGCAAAGCCAGGCUAGCUCCGUGUCUGACCCGGCUGCCUCUAGCGGAACGCUUACUCAAUCUUCCGCUGCUCUGAGCGACAUUCCAUCAUUUGCGACCAUCUCUCAGAGUGCCAGCCCUGCUUCGUCAACAGGCCUUUUGACGUCCUCCGCUGAAACUCAGUCUGGCUUGACCUCCAGCUCUGAGGCACUUGGAGCUUCGUUGAUCUCUACGACUUUGACUUCCCUCAUUACAUCAGACGGAAUCACUUCGGUUUCAACCACUGUCCUUACGACGGCGAUUAGUGCUUCCCAGCCUACUGAGACAGCAUCAGGCAACACCGUUUCCCCCAGUGCCUCCUCGGCUCUGAGCUCAACAGACCCAGACUUUGCAUCGCUCACGUUGUCUACCGCCAGUUCUGACCCUGCGACUAGCAACUCGGCCACAGAUGCUUCAGCGUCCUUGAGCGCGUCCACGGAGGCGAGCAGCGCUAGCUUUGAAACGUCAGCUUCUGAUGCUUCCUCGUUCACGUUGUCCGACAUUACCUCUGCUUCCCUCAGUAGUGAGGCCACUAUUUCUGGCAGCACGGUUUCGGCCUCGGCCUCUGAUACAGACACUGCCCUGUCGAAUGUCUUCAGCAGCGCUUCGUCUUCGGAAUCUGUGGUUAUCACCGCAAGCACCGACUCUGCGGGCUCGUCAGCCACAACUUUCAGCUACACAGUCACCCCUGAGAGUAUCACCACGGACUCGGCGUCGACCCUGUCUUCAGCCUUCUCUGAUUCGAGCUCAUUCAGCAGUGUCAGCGCCAGCGAGACAAACAGCGCAAGCACGACUGAUACUUUCAGCGAUGUCUUCCAAUCCACGGCCAGCACAGAUUCGGCCUCCUCGGAGAGUACCGGUUCCGCUAGUGAAAGCUUCACCAGCUUCGCUACAUCUUCUGAUGCGGCCAGUGCUACCAGCAACAGCGCUUUCACAUCCGACCUUACGUCUUCAUUUGGAUCAACGUCAGUGGAGGAGGCUUCGUUCAUCACAACAAGCGACGGGACCUCGACCUUCGUGACUUCGGUCUCGGUCUCAAGCCCCACGACUCAGUCAUUCUCGGAUGAGACAUCAAGCGCUUUCUCAACCGAGUCAUCAAUCUCGGCGUCAGACCUGACCUCAUCCGCGUUCACCACCGACUCGGCCUCCACUAACUCUGUGUCUGAUCCUACUUCUGGCUCUUUCAGCUCCGAGUUCUCCUCAAUCACCCCGACAACGUUGUCUUCUAUCUCGGGCGAGUCCGCAUCUUCCGUCUCAGUCUCCGACUCUUCGGCACUUGGCCAAUCCCUGGUGUCCACGUCGAGUGAUGAGACGGGCUCGGCAACUCAGUCCACGGCACAGACCUCGGCAUCUUUCACCUUGCCGACGCUGACGUCCGUCACAGACUCGGCGUCUCUCUCCGAGUCCGACACGGCCUCCAGCUUCGUGACGCCCACGAUCUCGUCAGAGAGCACCAUCAGCACCGACUCAGAUUCGUUCAUCAGCACCACAUCGGGACUGUCCACCACCGAUAGUUUCUCGACUGAGUCGGCCUUGUCGACUGAUAGCUUCUCAACCGGAUCGGCCCUUACUUUUCAGUCUGGGUCUGUUUCAUCCGCAAGUGAGUCCGGGUCGACUUCGCUGGACCUUGACACGUUGAUUAGCACGACGAAUUCCGGUGAGUCGACGAUCUCUAGCGGCACAGAGACGCUAUCGACCUUGAGCUCCGCUUUUACGACGGAGUCUACGGAUUCGGCCUUCUCUAGCAGCACAGAAUCGGUCUCUGGAGUCACCCCGGAUCUCACAACGGCAUCGACUGAGUCUGGUCUGUCAACAGCAUCAACUGAGUCCGGGUUCUCAACAGCCUCAACGGAAUCUGGUUUCUCGACUGCUUCAACUGAAUCGGGAGCUUCGCAGACCUCCACAGUCUCAGAUCCCACCAUAACCAUCAGCUUCAUCACAUCAUUGGAGACUACCGACUCCGCAGGCUUCCAGUCUUUCACGACCUUCACCACCAGUUCAGAAGUGAGCGUCUCGGCGGACUCAUCCGCGGCGACGCUUUCGAGUGACACUGAAAGCACAUCUUUCACGUCGUUCUCUUCCGCCUCUGAAACUGACUCCGUCACCUCUCUCUCGUCCGACAGCGCGCUAAGCUCCUUCACAGACAGCAGCUCGUUCUCGGUGGAGACCACCUCUGGCAACACUGUGUCCAGUGAAAGCAUCUCCAGCGACACGGCUUCCACCCAAUCUGCCGUUUCGACAGGAAGCACUUCAUCUGAUUCUCUCCAGGACAGAUCUCUGGAGUCAACAUCCACGGACAGCGGUACCGAGUCGACUCUGUCUAUUUCAACCGCAUCUGGUGAGAGUUCAAUCAGCUCGAGCGAUGCUACCACGACAUCAGGAUUCACAUCUAGUGAGACUGAGUCUUUCUCCACUCUGCCUAGUGCUUCCCCAGGCGCCACCACGAGUCUCUCGUCAGUUGAGACGGGCACCACCUCCAGCUUCUCUGCAUCCGAGUCGGACAUCACUUCAACCAGCCUGGACCCAUCGACCGGUUCUACCACGCUGGCAAGCGAGACUAUCAGUUCCGCAACCAGCCUGGAGUUUGAUGGUCUGUCGUCUUCGACCGACUCUUUGUCUACUGGCUUUGUGAGCAGUGGCGAUAGCACGAUCUCCUCGUUUACAGACUCGGCCUCAGCCGAUACCUCGUUCAGCUUGACAACAUCGACUUUCGAGUCUUCAGGGUCCUUGACUGAGUCGGUCUUCACUCUUACCCCUAGCACAACGAGCAACUCCUUCAGCUCGGAGUCAAUCGCCUCUGAGUCGAGUGAGAGCUUGACUAGCGACAGCGCUUCAAUCACCGGUACCUCGGCGUCAUUGACUGCCUCAAGUGAGACCGAUACUACACUGUUUGACAGCUUCUCCCCGACCUCGACGGUCUCUGGAGAGAGCACGGCUUCCUCUGGAGACAGCACCUCGACUGAGAGCUUCUCAACAGAGAAUGCGUCGACGGAUAGUAUCUCGACGGCUAGCAUCUCAACCGACAGCAUUUCCACCGAUAGCGCUUCGACUGCUAGUAUUUCUACCGAUUCUAUCUCAACAGACAGCAUCUCGACCGCUAGCAUUUCGACGGAUUCUAUCACAACCGAUAGUGCUUCAACUGACAGCUUCUCAACCGCCAGCGUUUCCACCGAUUCCAUCUCCACCGACAGUGUUGCUACGGACAGUCUCACGACCGCGAGUGCAUCGACGGAUAGCAUAUCUUCUGACACUAUCACAGCUAGCGCCACCUUCUCAACUGACACUGCUUCCACCGAUAGCGCCUCUACGGACAGCGCCUCCACGGAUAGCAUCGACCCCCAGAGCCUUAUUUCCACCGAGUCUGCUUCUUCCGACAGCAGCGCAACUGGCUUGACAACUCUCAGCGAUGCUACUAGCACGACAGACUUCAGCGCGUCUCUCUCAACGGACUCCGUGACGAGCGCGUCGGACACCAGCGGUCUGACCACCGGAACUGAGUCGACAGACUCAGUAACGACUGCAUCGGAGACCAGCGCGUUUACCACUGGAACCGAAUCGACAGACUCGGUAACAAGCGCCUCAGAUACCGCCAGCGGACUCACUACUGGCACCGAGUCGACAGACUCGAUUACGACCGCAUCAGAAACCAGCGCUCUUACCACUGAAACUGCGUCUACUGACUCUCUUUCUUCCUUGAGCACGGCUACAAGUGACUCCAGCCAGUCAGUCGAGAGUCAGAUUUUCCAGACCGUAUCCUCUGAUAGCACCGCGUCGGCGUCGACCGCGACAGAGUCGGCUCUGUCUGACAUCACAGCAUCGGAGAGCACGGCGUCAGAAAGCACAGCAACUGACAGCGCCUCGACUCAGAGCACUUUCUCCGACAGCAUUACGACCGACAGCACCGCAACGGAUAGCACUGCUACGGAGAGCAUCACUUCUCAGAGCACAGCAUCAGACAGCGCCAUUACUCAGAGUUUGUCGACUGAGAGCACCGGCACAGACAGCACAGCCAGCGAGACUGGAGCCACCUCUAGCAGCGAGACUGUGUUGACUGAUGCUUUCACAACUGAGAGCACGGCUACCGAUAGCAUCUCAACUUUGAGCACGGAAACUCAGAGCACAGCUACCGACAUUUCGGCAACCGACAGCAUCUCGACCCAGAGCACCGCCUCAGAUAGCACGGCUACCGACAGCUCCGCAACUGACAUUUCAACACAGAGCACUGCUACAGAGAGCACCGCGACCGAGUCCGGAGCUUCCACUAGUAGCGAGUCAGUUCUGACUGAUUCUCUUAUCACUUCAGCAACCGACAGCAUCUCGACCCAGAGCACGGGAUCGGAUAGCACAGCAACUGAGACUGGAAUGUCCUCCAGCAGCGAGUCGGUUUUGACGGAUUCCCUCAUCACUUCGGCGACCGACAGCAUCUCAUCGCAGAGCACUGUUACAGAUAGUACUGCUUCCGAGACAGGAGCCUCUACCACUAGCGAGUCUGUUCUCACUGAUGCCUUCACUACUUCAGCAAGUGAGAGUACGGCCAGUGACAGCACGGCAAGUGAUAGCACGGCAUCAGGAAUCACAGCAACGGACAGCACCGCAAGUGAGACUGGAGCAUCGUCGAGCAGUGAGACUGUUCUCAGUGACGCCUUCACCACCUCAACUCAGGAUUCGACAUCCUUGUCCGAGAGCAUCAGUGCUACGGUUGUCACUUCCGAUGGUAUUACAACCACGCUGUCAGACCUCACCACUGCCUCCACAGACAGUGCCGCGUCAGACAGUUCCUUGUCGACAGCUACCGACGCUUCUCAGACGGGCUCAGACAUCUCCACCGCUAGCGAGACUACUGCAUCUGGAGCCACGCCCUCAGACGCCACGGCCACAUCAUCGGGAGACAUUCUCUCUGAUCUUCUGUCGCUCAGCUCCACUGAUUCCGCAUCCUCAGCCAGCACUGCGUCAAUCACAGAUGGGGAGUCAACAACUCAGCCGACCAUCAGCACUACGGAAUCCGACUUCACAGCAUCGUCCACAGGAAUCACAUCAUCCAACGACCUUUCCAGCGCCUCAACUGAUUCAUCGACUGGGGUGACCUCGGCCGUCUCAACAGACUCAGAAAUAGCGACUGCAUCGGACGCUAGUAUCUCAUCUUCAGAGACUGCCUUGUCGAACGCAUUCUCGUCUCCUACAAGCGACUCCGCGACUGCUUCCUCAACGGAGGAUACCUCUUCGGCAUUCACAGGAACGACAUUGUCAGACGGCCUUUCAAUCACUGCCACUGAUUCGACGACCCAGGUUAGCACAACUGCCUCUUCCGACGGAGAGACAGCCACCGCCUCGGAUGCCAGCAUCUCCUCGUCCGACACUGUCUUGUCAGAUGGGUUCUCUUCGACUACAGGUGAUGCAUCGACUGCGUCUGAUGCCUCUUCGACAGCGACGGAUCCAACGGGUGAGAGCACUACUCUUUCUGACACGCUCAUCACCAGCGCCCCUUCAACUUCGGAUACAGCAACCGCCAGCACUGCCGCCUCCUCGGACGACACAAGCGUGCUAUCGGAUGUGGUAUCGUCCACUGACAGUCUGACGACGGAUGGCGCAAGCUCGACGGAAGCCUCAGCGUCUUCCACGGACACCAUCACUUCCGCCGAUGCUACGGCAACGGACAGCUCUCGUGUGCUAUCGGAUCCGACAGCCUCAUCUGACACUCUGACUUCAGCUUCAGCCACCUCCUCAGAUGACGCUCUAUCCAACAUCUUGUCAUCUACUGACGCUACUGCCACGUCGGACAGUAGCGCAUCAGACACUGCCUCGGCGUCUGAUACCGGCAUCACCAGUUCGGCAUCUCUCUCUGAGACGGACUCAGCUUCCAUCACAUCGGACGCUUCCAGCGUUACUUCUCUGGACUCUGAACUCUCAACGCAAGCCACCUCCACGGACUCGAUCACUGGAUUGUCCACCGACUCGGCUAGUGAAACAUCUGCCACUGGAGCCACGUCCAUCACCGAUCCUGCAUCGUCUGCUACCGGCGAACUUUCUAUCGACCCUGAUCUGCUCACUCAGGACAGCUCUACGGAUUCACUCACGGCAUCUACGACCGAUUCAGCUAGUGACACAGCAUCAACCGAUGUUUCAUCUGCCACUGACAUCACGUCUGCGACCGACAUCACGUCUGCCACCGACACUGCAUCUUCCGCAACUGGCAGCAUUUCCGUGGAUCCUGAUUUCCAGAGCCUCACCUCAACUGAAGGAGCGACAUCCUCUGAGAGCGGCUCGACAGCCGACCCGACCUCCUCCGCAUCUCUUACCGACAGUGCCAUCUCCGCCAGCAGCACGUCGGAGACUGAUAGUCUCUCGACUCAAGCGAGUACAACGGAUGAUUCUCAGUCAUUGACUAGCGCUUUGAGCGAUGCUCUUACAUCGCUGGAGUCAACGGCAUCAGUGUCAGCCAGCGGAACAGAUUCAGCGAGCGCGACGGACCCUGCGACCGCAACGGACUCAGCCAGUGCAACUGACCCAGCCAGCGCAACGGACUCAGACACCGCCUUGCCAGCCAGCUUGACCUCGAGUGACGCAGCUUCAGCCACGAGCUCAUCAGGCGAAAGCUCCACAGAUAUCUCAGCCUCAACUACUGAAACUCCAUCGGAAUCGUUGACAACUUCUGGAGAUGCUAGCAGCUCCCUGGACACGGCAUCGGCUACGGGAACCGCCUCAGCGACGAGCUCCGCUGACGAGGACAUUCUGUCCUCACUUCUCAGCUCAACAGCAUCUGACUCAAUCACAUCGUCAGACGCAGGAGCCUCAGCUACGACAGGUAGCACAGCAUCCCUGACGACCGCUGAAUCUUCCAACGAUUUGUCGUCCGUUCUGAGCUCCACCUCUUCGCCCACCGCCUCUCUUCCCGUUGACACCCAGAUUCUGGAGAGUACCACGUCCUCUUCCACCACCGAUUUGGCAUCCUCGGAGAGCGCAGCCGCAUCUUCAGCUAGCUCUGCAGCCAGCGAGGCUUCCUCAUCUCAGGCACAGUCGGCCUCCAGCUCCCAGGGCGCCAGCAGUAUCGCUUCUUCAGCCGCCACGAGCGGUGCAUCAGCUACAACUGCGCUCUUCGACACGAUCUCGAUUCCUUACACUGGAUCAAUCGGCGCUUCUGGUACUAUCCCACUUACCACCUUCCUACCGACAGGUACAGGACGUGGAACAGUCGUCGUGGGCACGAACCCUGCAGCCUUCGUGACGUCCACCGUCAGCGGCGCCACAUCGUUAAAUGGAGCGGUGGAGAUCGCAAGUCUCGUCACGGUCUCGACGAUUCCCCCUAUUGGAACCUUGCCUGGAGUCUUCAUCGUGUCGCCUGUUCUUAGAGCACGCUUCCUGACCACGACGGUUCGGUACACGCCUACUGCAGGAGAGCAGAUCACCGCACCAACAGUCCUGACAUCGCUUGAUCCCUCAGGAACUGCUCCGGGAAUUAUUGUCAUUGCCGCCCCUGAGUCAUUCUUCUCAACGACGGACGCGGCUACAUCGGCUGCCACAACAGAUCCAUCAGUCAGUGACGCCAGCACCGACGCAUCAGCGUUGCCCUCGUCACUGCCUGCGACACCCAGUCAGACGGCAUCAACCUCACUGGAUUUGGACAUUCUUUCCUCAACUUCUGCUGACUCGCCAACCUCUGCCUCGGCCUCGGAAGACCCAACGGCUACCUUCUCAGGCUCAGCUGGCGAGAGCUCGCUCGUCGCUACACCGACAUCGGAUGCCACGGGAACUAGCUCCGAUCCUUCUUCAGCCACAGCUUCUGGAGACGCAACAUCCUCGGACGCUCUACCCGCUAGUCUCACGAGCCUCUUGUCGUCUGCCACCGAUGUUGCCUCAGAGAGCCAGGCCACUACAGGCUCUGGCUCUUCAGUCGCUUCCCCUUCGGCUUCCAUCAGCUCGGAUGAUGACUUGACCUCCAGCACCGCCUUCUCUAGCGCUUCUAACGGGGCGACCGGAUCAUCUGUCAUAGCUAGCAGCUCAACAGACUCUGCCCUCGGUCAAGAGACCGUAAGCUCAUCUGCGGGCGCUACCACGUCCAACGAGGGUUCCUCGGCAGGCUUGACAAGCAACGUUUCACCGACAGCUUCCGUGUCCGGUGAUACCACUGAAGCCACGCCUGGUAGCACAUCUAUUCCCGAGACUUCGGCCGCAUCAACCGCCUCGGCCGGCGCUACGAGCGAGGCUUCUCAGGCAUCAAGCGGUAGCAGUGCCCAGGAUACCGCGGCUCAGUCAAGCAUCGAUCCUCUUGGUGCCACCCUGCUGCCAACGUCGUCUGGCGCAGCUUCAUCGUCAGUUGCUUCAGCAGACGCGUCCAGCACUUCGGCAGAGGUCACAAGCCAAGACACCGUCAGCUCUGCUGCAACCACUGCGGCCACGGGUGCGCAGUCCGCGAGCGCUUCAAGCGUUGUGGGAACCUCCACCGACGCCGCCGUCACCGCAAGCAGCGCACAGGAGACCUCCCAAACAGGCGCGGCCAGCUCUGCAGUCUCAUCGAGUGCAGCAGCUUCAUCUGCUUCAGAGAGCGCCGACGAUCAGAUCUUCAGCUCCACGGCCAUCUCAUCCGGCGGGCCCAUCUCUUCGACGGCAACUGUGGUGCCCACCUCCGCCUCGGCCGAUCCUCAAAGCCUUACAGCAUCCGCAAGUUCAUCCGAGGGCAGUCUCAUCCCGUCAAGCACGCAGGCCACUGUGGGCUCGGGUACGAGCACAUCGCCGGCCAUUGAGUCAACUAGCUCCCAGGAGUCUGCCAUUCAGUCCAGCUCAGCUGAGCCUACGGUCGCAUCUUCCCUUGGUGCUAGCUCCAGCGUGAUCCAGUCUCCAUCUUCGGAGAUUGCAAGCUCUUCAGCCGCGCUGUCCAGCGCAGCGGCAUUAUCUGCUCAGGCCAGCUCGUCCUCGAGCGAGCUCGUGGAGUCAAACAUCUUGGGCUCCUCGCAGCAGUCGACAGCCGUCGCUUCUACUUCAAGCAACGGUGCCAUCUCUGCGUCCAGCCCGGCGGCAUCUAUCGCUGAGCCAUCCGCUUCAGCUACAUCAGCUGCGGUCUCCUCAGCUAUUUCGUCAUCUAGCAUUCCGGCCUCCAGCAUUCCUGCUUCAGUCAGCUCCUCCGUCGUCGCCUCAUCUCCAGAGCUUGACACCAUUAUCCCCAGCUGCGUCAUCAAGCUCUCUGGCUGCGAGCUCCUCGGCAGCUACCUCUGCCCAGAGUUCUGCUGCUUCCAGCUUGGCUUCAUCAAACGCUGCGGUCUCCAGCUUCGCUAUCUCGAGCGCACCGGCUACGUCUUCAGAAACAGGCCUCGACAACAUCCUGUCCUCGUCAAGCUUGCUCGGGGCUUCAAGCUCCGCUGUUAUCUCUUCUGCACAGGCUUCCUCAUCACCUGCAGUUUCGGCCAGCGCAGCUCCCUCGGCCGUCUCUUCGGUCUUGUCUUCAGCUGCUUCUUCAGCCGCCUCUUCAGCAGCCGCAUCAGCUGCCUCGUCUGUCGCCUCGUCCAGCAUCGCAUCCAGCGACCCGGCAAGUGCUCAGGCAAGCAGCUCCGCUGCUGCCGCAUCGACAUCUUCUUCUGCGGCGGCUUCCUCUGCGGCAGCCUCCUCUGCGGCAUCAUCUGCACCCGCAAGCAGCGCAGCUGCCAGCUCAUCAGCCAUCUCUUCAGCUGCAUCGUCGGCCGCAUCUUCGGCCGCAGCCUCAGCCAGCAGCUCUGCUGCCAAUCCUUCAACUUCAUCAACCGCGGCCUCGCCAGUGGCCUCAUCCUCAUCACCAGCUGCACAAGCCAGCAGCGCGGCACCAAGCGCCUCGGCCAGCGCCUCUGCUGCCUCAUCAGCUGCUUCAGCAGCGGCCUUGACAACGUCUUGGCCAGUUCGACGACUUCUUCUGUCCGAUCAUCAUCUGCGCCUGCCUCGGCAGCGGCAUCUUCUUCAGCGCAGCCCCCUGCUGCCUCAAGCUCCGCUGCUGCAUCAUCCGCAGCAGCACCAGCAGCUUCAUCAUCCUCGGCGGUGCGGUCCUCCUCUGCAGCCGCAGCUCAAAGUAGCCCUGCAUCUCCGUCAGUCAACGCGGCCUACGUCACAUCGCAAGUGUUCAGCGCCGGUAUCACCGCCCCUACGACCAUAUUAACUGUCGCGCCGCAAGGAAGUGUCGCUGGUACAUACAUUGUCGCCCAGCCAGCGCUUUUCGUCACCUCCCAAGUGUUUAGUGCUGACAUCACCGCCCCUACGACCGUCGCAACUGUCGCGCCGCAAGGCACUGCUGCUGGUACAUAUGUUGUCGCCCAGCCUGCGCUCUUCGUUACAUCACAAUUGUUCAGCGCCGGUCUUACCGCCACCUCAACAAUCUCAACCAUCGCACCACAAGGCAGCGCUCCUGGCACUUACAUCGUGGCUCAGCCGGCGCUGUUCGUCACUUCCCAGGUGAUCAGUGCGGGCAUCACCGCCCCCACCACCAUCUCAACUAUUGCGCCGCAGGGUAGUGCUGCCGGUACGUAUGUCGUGGCCCAGCCCGCGUUGUUCGUCACUUCACAGGUUUUCAGCGCCGGUAUCACUGCUACCUCAACAAUCUCGACUGUUGCGCCACAGGGUACCGCUCCUGGCACUUAUAUCGUAGCCCAGCCUGCUCUCUUCGUCACGUCUCGGGUGAUCAGCGCUGGCAUCACCGCUCCCUCCACGAUCUCAACUAUCGCACCGCAGGGCAGUGCUGCUGGUACGUAUGUCGUAGUCCAGCCUGCGCUCUUCGUCACUUCUCAGGUUCUCUACACCGGAGGUGAUCCAGCUGUGACCGCUCCAACCGCGAUCUCGACGAUUGCACCAUCAGGAACGGCACCAGGUACUGUGAUCAUCGCCUCUCCUGGAUCUUACGUCACUUCACGAGUCCUGUACACUGGAACGAACACAGCAGUCACAGGACCAACUCGAAUCUCGACCAUUCUUCCGUCAGGAUCAGUGGCUGGAACAAUCAUUGAGGCCGAUCCCGCUUCGUACAUCACCACGACAGUACAGUACAGUGGUCCCAGCACUCUGAUUGGUCCCGUUGCAAUUUCCACCAUCGCCCCUACUGGAGUCGGCGCUCCUGGAACGAUCAUCGUUGCAACACCCGCAGCAGUCUUCGUAACCUCUCAGGUUGCCUACAGUGGCACAGCAGCUAUCACGGCUCCGACCACAAUCUCGACUAUUGCUCCGGUUGGCACCAAUGCAGGAACUUAUAUCGUGGCGAACCCGGCCCUUUUCGUCACUUCUCAGGUGGCGUAUAGUGGCACAGCUCCCAUCACAGCACCUACAACGAUAGCAACUAUUCCAGCAGUCGGCACAAAUCCAGGCACUUACAUCGUGGCGACCCAGGCAGCCCUUUUUGUCACCUCGCAGGUUGCGUAUAGUGGUACGGCAGCUAUUACAGCUCCAACCACGAUCUCGACAGUUGCUCCUGUUGGCACGAACGCAGGCACCUUCAUUGUCGCCAACCCGGCUCUCUUCGUUACUUCCCAGGUUGCCUACACAGGUACGGCUGCGAUCACAGCACCAACUACCAUCUCAACCAUCGCCCCUGUCGGUACGAACGCAGGCACUUACGUGGUUGCUGCUCGCUUCAUCACCUCUGCGGUGGUAUACAGCGGCUCAAGCUCGAUCACUGGCCCUGUCCCAGUCGCGACUGUCCAACCAAGUGGCACGGCUCCGGGAGUUGUCGUGGUUGCUUAUCCGGCUUUGUUCGUCACCUCGAAUCAGGCGUACUCAGGAACUAUUCCUAUCACCGGCCCAACAACUAUCACGACGAUUGCUCAGCAAGGUACUGUUCCAGGCACCGUGGUCGUGGCAACCCCGGCACAGCAGGCCUCUUACGUCACCUCAACCCUCUUCCUCACUGCAGCUAAUGCUGCCUCGACGACAAUCACGACAAUUGCACCAGCUGGUACGGCGCCUGGUACCGUUGUUGUCGGUCUUCCGGCUCUCUUCGUGACGGUCGUCGGCCCGUACAGUGGCACGGCUACGCCAACUGGCUUCACGACAGUUUCCAUUGUUCAGCCAUCAGGAACCGUGCCGGGCACUGUUGGCCAGCUCAACAGCAGCCGCAGUCGCUUCAUCCAGCAGUCUAUCAACCCUGGUAACCAGAGCUGUCACUUCUUCCUCGUCUCCAGCCGCGGCAGCUGUUUCUUCUUCCUCCUCUGCCGCUGCACAGGGUCAGUCAUUGGUAGCUUCAUCUUCAGCAGCUGCGGUCGCUUCGUCUUCGAGAUCGUCAACAAGCUCCGCCGCCGCGGCGACUGCAACUUCUUCAUCUGCAGCAGCAGCGGUGGCGUCGUCGUCCUCUUCGGCGCUAUCUGCAAGAGCUUUCAAAGCUCCAGUAGUGUGACCUUGUACUCUAUCAACCUUGCCAAUGGUGCUCAGACAGUAGUCACGAGCAACCUCGGCGGCGAUAACACUCGCAACAUCAACGCCCUUGGUUACAACUCUCGAGAGGAUUACAUGUACGCCAUCUCUCAGCCCAACUCUGGAACGAGCGACUACCGCCUCAUCCGUAUCCUUGGCAACGGCAACACGACAACGGUGACUACAUUUACUCAGGCUUCUAAGCUGUACCAGUCUCCCUUCAACGCCGGAGAUGUUGACCAAAAUGGUCAGUUCUGGAUUUCAACCAGCGGUAUCGACUGGUACCAGUACGACUUCUUGCCUGGUUCGGCCACGUACGGAAGACUGGUCGGAUCAGGACUGGUUGACGGCGGAGCCGAUGGGUACACCGUGGGAGACUGGAGUGUUGUUCCUGGAAGCGGAGGUGGAGAUCUUUGGACAAUUGGUGUCAAGAACUUCAACUGCGUCCUCAUGAGAUGGAGUCGCACCACUAAGGACUGGACCAUCGGACAGAGCCUGGGCGCUUUGACCGGAGUCACGUCCGGAACCGCACCAUUCUGGGGUGCUACCUACGCUACGACUGACGGAUACCUCUACGCCGUUGAGAACAACUCUGGACAGGUCUGGAGAAUCGACGUCGACGGAUCAUCUCCUCCGGUCCAACAGACGAGCGUGCCGUCUACGAGCAGGAAUGAUGGAGCCAGAUGUUUGGACUCGGGAAGUGUCUAA
This is a messenger RNA of Colletotrichum chrysophilum, 18003 nucleotides long. RefSeq lists its product as uncharacterized. The transcript has 7 exons. The record is from RefSeq and is a predicted model, not a curated record. Gene Ontology annotation, biological process: regulation of growth. Bases 1 to 18003 code for a protein of 6000 amino acids. Lineage: Eukaryota; Fungi; Ascomycota; Sordariomycetes; Glomerellales; Glomerellaceae.